This is a messenger RNA of Actinia tenebrosa (Australian red waratah sea anemone), 1622 nucleotides long. RefSeq lists its product as uncharacterized. Lineage: Eukaryota; Metazoa; Cnidaria; Anthozoa; Actiniaria; Actiniidae. The record is from RefSeq and is a predicted model, not a curated record.
UGAUCAUUCAGGUUGUCCUAAGCUUUGCAUUCGAGUCAAACACGAGACAGAGUCUAAGAAGCCAAGACAUGGCGUCCUUUCACAAAAUCAGUGCCGUGUUGAUAUGUUCUAUGGUACUUCUAACGGUCCAAGGCCGCGUGCACAAGAAAAAAGAUGAACUCAUCCACCCAGCUACACCUAUUAGAGAGGGAGCGUGCGUGGUUGGCGAGUGGCAAGGCCAGGAGAGUUCGUCCAUUCCCACUAUCCCGACCUUAAUGUGGUUCCAUACACCAUCAAUAAUUCGAAUCGAACCAGGUCACUAUCAAGCUACUGGUCGAAUAAUCAAGGCAAAUUACCUGAAAGAGCGGCUGACCUUGAAGGACAUAAACUUCAAUACUGCUGAGAGAAGAAAUAUGGAGUCACUUCUGAAACUGGAUAUCCUAGCAGACACCUUCCACAUUGAGGGUGAAGUUACUUUUUAUGCAAUUCAAACUGUUAAAAUAUACGCGAGGCAAAUUGUCGCUGCUGAGGGAAGUCGGAUCGUUUUUGCUACACCAGACUGGAUACAAGAUUUUGCUACUCCAGGAGUUCAGGGAAACGGAGUUGGAACCAACGGAGACAAUGGAAAAGACGGCAAAGAUGGACCAGAGGUCGAAGUACUCAGUGACGCAAUACAUGGCGAACUUGAUAUCAGUUCUAAAGGAGGUAAUGGACACAAAGGACAAGACGGUGGCAAUGGUCGUCCCGGUACUAGAGCCGCUGAUAAAGGAGACAAGUAUAGCGAUUGGAAAUGGUGCCCGCGCGGCGGUUGGGUUUCAUGGAGCAUGAGAGGUGUUGAUUUAUAUGCCGAAGCAUCUAAAAGAUGUAGGAAUAGAAAUAGAGGUUCAGAAUAUGGUAACAGAGGUGGAAAUGGAGCAAGAGGAGGAAAUGCUGGAACCCCAGGACAAGGUGGGAAUGCUGGAAGUGUUACUUUGCGUUACAGAAUGUUGAACGGGCGUGUAAAAGCUAACGUCUGCGCGGGAACUGGAGCCGAUGCAGCCAAUAAUGGACGAGGUGGAAAUGGUGGCAGUGGUGGCGCUGGAGUAAAAGGAAUACAGUGCUACGUACGUCGUUCGAGCUCGUACGAUAGCGAAGUGCAAACAUUUGAGUGCCACAUGAAACACCCCAGAUUAGACACCAUCAGAGGAGCAAAUGGUCGGAAAGGAGCCUCAGGAACUACUCCCAACGUCAAAGGACAGGAUGGCACCGUUAGUGACUCUGCAAUAAGUAAGUCAGAGACAAUCGACGAAGAAAGUAAAAACGCUUUCCCAGAAAAUCUUCUUCUCCUCAUAAGGAGGAAGGCAGUGGACUUGUUGCUAGGAGACAGCAAGAAUAAGGAGGGCAAAGACGCAUUACAGUUUCUUGUCAGGAUAACGACUGGAAGAACUGACGUUGAAUAUAUUAUGAAAGAUGCCCAAAGAAAACUUGCUUUUUUGGAUAAAGACGGCUUUGACAUUUUUGGAAAGAACAGUCUCUUUGCCCCUCUCAUAAAGUGGGAAGAACUUCAAAAAGACGUAAACAGAAUAAAAGAAGCAGCAAAAAUAUAUGAAGACGCCUUCACGAAUAUUAUGAAUCAAGUAAAUGACGAAGAAAACUUUCAGGAC